Messenger RNA from Medioppia subpectinata, 514 nucleotides. The record is from the annotation of a GenBank genome assembly. NCBI's taxonomy places the organism in Eukaryota, Metazoa, Arthropoda, Arachnida, Sarcoptiformes, Oppiidae.
CAUUUCUUUCUAACAGAACCCGCCGUUUGUCCAAAAGAAUGGCGAAGAAGUACUCGAAGGCUUUUGUGUGGAUCUAAUGAAACAAAUAACACAAUUAAAUGGACAUAACUUUAGCCUAUAUUUGUCGCCAAAUGGUUACGGAUUUAAUUUUCACGGCAAAUGGACGGGAAUGGUUGGCGAACUACUCAAACAGCGUGCGGACAUCGCUGUGGCGGACCUCACAAUCAAUAGCGACCGCAAAGCUGUGGUCGACUUCUCGACGCCAUUUUUCGAGAGCGGAAUAUCCGCUCUUUUGCUAAAAUCGCAAACAAAUCAAAUCAAGUCUUGGAAUGAUUUGGGAAAUCAAACCGAGAUAUCAUUUGGCAUUUUAGAGAGCGGUCCGACUCGAAGACUAUUUCAAUCAUCGGAAGACCCGGUGAUCCGGAAGAUGUGGCGAAUGAUAUCAUCCAAUUCAUCCAAUUUUGUCCUCUCAUACACCGAUGCGCUCAGACGUAUCACAUCCGGAAAGUAUAUC